This is a messenger RNA of Anopheles coustani, 4384 nucleotides long. RefSeq names its product anoctamin-5. The transcript has 13 exons. Gene Ontology annotation, biological process: chloride transmembrane transport. Gene Ontology annotation, cellular component: plasma membrane. Lineage: Eukaryota; Metazoa; Arthropoda; Insecta; Diptera; Culicidae. Gene Ontology annotation, molecular function: chloride channel activity; protein dimerization activity. The record is from RefSeq and is a predicted model, not a curated record. Bases 1 to 4086 code for a protein of 1361 amino acids.
AUGAAGCAGCAUCGCAGUAGUUCCUUAGACAUAGUAGUAGAUAGCGAUAGCGACAACCUCAAAUCACCGCAACGCGACAGAGUGGAUAGUUGUUCGCAAAUCGAAGCGGAAAAGGAUAACGUCCCCUCUGGAAAACAGUUACCACCGCUGAUAGGAGGCUGGACCUGUCCUCACCAGACGGAUUCAACGUCUCUUCGAAUGGCAGCCGAUAGCCCUCGGAAAGGUUGCAAGGAUUCGGAGCAGUUACCCGGCUUAGCGGAGUUUACUACCAACGGUUCGUUUGACGUGCUGCUCCCGAACUGCGUUGUACAGGGAGAACAACGCGAAGGAACUCCCGGGGCAAAGGUGGAACCAAGAUUGAAAGUUUCGAGGACGAUACAUUCCAGUCCAGUGGGAAAACCACGGUGCCGACGAUAUAGCCAGGAUUCCGGUGCGUCGAUGUACCAGCAGCCAGUCGGUCCUGGCACCGGAAGGAGUUCCUGUAGGUACUUUACUGCUCUGACUUAUAAAUAUCAAGCCUUGAUGCGCCACAGUACGGACAAUUUAAGGUCUAUUUAUAACCAGAGUCGCGUAGGUGGUCUCUGCAACGGCCACCAAGCCCAGGAGAUGGCACCGGUCGGGCUGGACUUGGGAGCCCGAAAUGAGGUCACCGAUCACGGCAACAGGAAGCACCUUAUCCAGCGUAUGACCGCCCAAGACUCGGUGAACUGCCUCGAGCCGUCGACUUCACAGGACAGUACCGCUUCGCCUAGCUCGCUCGACCAACAAGCCUCGGCAACGGUGGAAAUAGUCGUGGAAAGCGACACGACGGUACCGUCCGAUGGUGGUUCGAUGCUGGUGAACGGUAGUCUACCGUCAGCGAGCCAAACGGACAUGAACUACAUUGACAAACUGCCUUCGUUGGAGGAUAUUAUGGAAAGUCCUCUGUUGAAAACACCGAUGGGAACGUGGCUGCAAACGGAAGAUAGACUGUCACGCGAGGAAAUUCCCCUACCAUAUGGCGGUGACGUUGCAGAAGAACGCAGUAGGAGUCCCGAUCCUUACAGCAAUCUCUUUGGCCCGAAGAUCAGUGUCAAUGAGCACAUCCCUGGGACGCCAAUGGACACGCCGGACAUCGUUUCAGAGUUCAAUAAGAGCUUCAACUCUAGCACAACUAGCAUCAUCAACGAACGGCGCCAUUCGUCGUCAAAACUACUCGGUUUGCAGGCCGAUUCCAAGGAGGCUACGGCCAUGUCCAGCGAUACGCACGGAUCCCCGCACGAUGUCUUGCCAGCAGCAGGUGUAAGGCUGACCACCGGCGACAAACCGCUCUCCCUCGGUAAAGGCAGCCUGCGGAACCUGUUAAAACUACGUAAAGCGUCGGACCAUUCGCAGGACACGCGACGCUCCAGCCAACAGGAUAAAGAGGGUUUAGACCCGGAGUCCUUGAUGUUUCGCGAUGGCCGGCGCAAAAUCGACAUGAUACUGUGCUACGAGGAGGAAGAACAGGGUGUGAUGACCGAGCUAGAAGCUCUCAAGCGCCACCAGCGGAAGCUAUUCCACGAGAAUCUCGUCCGCGAAGGGUUGGAAAUCGAGGUAGAAGACAAAAUGCAGGCAUUCGAUGGUAAGACGUACUUCGUAAAGAUUCACAUUCCUUGGCGCACGGAGUCGAGGUACGCGGAGGUGAUGAACCUCAAGCUACCGGUGAAGCGAUUUAUCACAAUCAGUGUGAAGGAAGAAGAAACUGCUUUGCGUCGGCAGCAGAAUAAGAUCCUUGGUUACUGGAACCGGCUUAUGUCGCUUACUGAAUACAAUCACGAGCGCAUCGAGAAGGAACCGUCGUUCUACUCGGCAACUGCCAACGGUAAUCCGGAGGAGCAGUUCAUUGUCAAAGAUCGGUGCACCUCCUACACGAGCGCCCAGCGCAGCCUGAUAGUGAUGCAGAUCCUAAUGCGAACGCGCUUCGACGAGACUGAGAAAGUGAACAACGUGGGCAUCCGUCGGCUGCUCAACGAUGGCACUUACCUAGCCUGCUUUCCACUGCACGAGGGUCGGUACGACAAGGACCACUCGUCUGGAGCCCUGUUUGACCGGCGGCUACUCUAUCUGGAGUGGGCCCGCCCGAUCAAGUGGUACAAGAAGCAACCGCUCUGUCUGGUGCGUAAGUAUUUUGGUGACAAGAUUGCGCUCUACUUUUGUUGGCUCGGGUUUUACACCAAGAUGCUGUACGCACCUGCCAUCGUGGGGCUGUUCUGUUUCCUAUACGGGCUGGCGUCCAUGGACUCGAGCGAUAACAUUCCGACAAAGGAGAUCUGUGACGAGAAGGGCCCGGGAAAAACGAUUCUGUGUCCGUUGUGCGACCGGGCCUGCAGCUACCAGCAACUACACGAGUCGUGCUUCUUCGCCCAGCUGACCUAUCUCUUCGACAACCCGUCGACAGUGUUCUUUGCCAUCUUCAUGUCGUUCUGGGCCACCACCUUCCUGGAGCUUUGGAAGCGCAAACAGUCGGUACUCGUGUGGGAGUGGGACCUGCAGAACAUCGAGAACGAGGAGGAUAUGCGGCCUGAGUUUGAAACGACCGUCAAAACGUUUCGCAUCAAUCCAGUGACCCGCGAGAAGGAACCCUACAUGCCAACGUGGACACGUGCCAUACGCUUUUUCGCCACUUCGAGUGCCGUUUUGUUUAUGAUUGCUAUCGUUAUGGGGGCUGUCUUAGGAACCAUAAUAUAUCGUAUUUCGCUAGUAUCAGUAAUCUAUAGCGGAGGAGGAUCGUUUUUCCGCACUCAUGCCAAACUAUUUACCACUAUGACUGCCGCGUUGAUCAAUCUUAUCAUAAUCAUGUUGCUGACCCGAAUUUAUCACAAACUGGCCCUGUACCUGACCAACAUGGAGAACCCACGUACUCAAACGGAAUACGAGGACUCGUACACUGUGAAAAUAUUUGUCUUUGAGUUCAUGAACUUCUAUAGCUCGCUGAUUUACAUAGCAUUCUUCAAGGGGCGCUUCUAUGACUAUCCCGGCGACGAUGUGGCACGCAAAAGCGAGUUCCUUCGCCUGAAAGGUGACAUAUGCGACCCGGCAGGCUGCCUUAGUGAACUUUGCAUCCAGCUGGCCAUCAUCAUGGUGGGCAAACAGUGUUGGAAUAAUUUUAUGGAAUACUUUUUCCCUGCAUUCUACAACUGGUGGCGUCGGCGGAAACACAAGCAGCUCACAAAGGACGAAACACAUCUUCAUAUGGCAUGGGAGCAGGACUACCACUUGCAGGAUCCUGGCAGACUAGCGUUGUUCGAUGAGUAUCUAGAAAUGAUUGUACAAUAUGGAUUUGUAACACUGUUUGUGGCUGCCUUUCCGUUGGCACCGCUAUUUGCUCUUCUGAACAACAUUGCCGAAAUUAGGUUAGACGCAUACAAAAUGGUGACGCAAUCACGGCGACCUCUAGCCGAACGCGUUGAGGAUAUUGGUGCAUGGUAUGGAAUACUAAAAAUAAUAACCUACACAGCAGUUGUAUCCAAUGCAUUUGUAAUUGCCUACACUAGCGACUUUAUACCGCGUAUGGUAUACAAAUACGUCUAUUCCCCACAAUUUUCCUUGCAUGGAUACAUCGAACAUUCCCUUUCGACCUUCAACACAUCCGACUACAAGGAAGAAUGGGGAACCAAAACCGAAUCCGACCCGGACACUUGCCAGUAUCGGGGCUACCGAAACGGGCCGGAUGCCGACGAGCAGUACGGCCUCAGUCCCCACUAUUGGCACGUGUUUGCGGCCCGAUUGGCAUUCGUGGUAAUCUUCGAGCACAUUGUGUUCGUCUUAACCGGUAUCAUGCAGUUCAUCAUACCGGACAUACCGAUCGAGGUGAAAACUCAAAUGCAGCGGGAGCAGCUGCUUGCAAAGGAGGCCAAAUAUCAGCAUGGAUUAAAAAAAUCUCGCGAAACCGACUAUGAGGAAAUUCUGCACACCUUACGCGAGCAGAGCAAUAAUAGCAGGCAAGGAAUGCGUGGCAGCUGGGCACGACGUCUAAGUAGACUCAGCGAUGGUCUUGAUGCUCACGUAGAAGUCCCCAAUAGACCGAGGCACUCGUUGGAAUCUACCGUUUGGGAAGUUACCUAGCAUUAACCGCAUUCGUUAUGUUUUUGGUUGAAUGGGGCAAUGAAGAGUGAUGAAUGAAAUCAAAUGUCUGUAGCCGCACGAAUUCAUUAGAACAUUAACAUUAGGCAUGAUAAUAAGAGGUCUAAUUAUUCAACGAAACUUAUGAAACAGUAUUCACAUUAAAGAUGAUACAUUUAAUCAAAUUUAGAUUAAAUAACUACGAGAAACUGUGCCUAAUAUUACUGGUAACUCAGGAGAAUAGCUCAUAGCACAGUUCGUUAGUUCUUUUCACAAAACCAUUUUUUCUUCGUUAUUUUCA